AGACAUUUCAAUGUUUAUGUUAUAAUUUGAGGUCAAAUCUUUUGUUUCACUGUUUAUUUUCAUUUUAUAUUCACUAUUGUAUAGCAUUGUGUGGCUUGUUUGUUUACUUUGCUUUUGAAUUUUAUUGUAUUUUGUCUAAUUUGUUAUCAUUUUGUGUUCAUAAUAUGUUUCUUAUUCAUAGAACGAAGCUGUUUUAGUUUUAGACAACACUAGUAUCGACUAUAUUAUAUUUUGUUAUUAUGUUAUUUCAUAUGUUAUUUAUAUUACGAGUGAUAAUUUUGUUCAUAAAUAUUAUUGUAGUAAAACAUAUCUUGCUGUUAUGUCAUAGUAAAAAAUGGCUUUCAUGUGAUACAAGGUCCCACACAUGUGUUAAACUAGUGCACUCCCUGCUUUUAAUAUUGUAAUACAAACAUUAAAUUAAGUUUUAAUCAUUCCAUUAAUGCGAAUUACUUGAAUUCAAAUUCCAGGGUCUAGUUUUUAUAUUUUCAUUAUAAAUACCUCAGGACACAUUGACCAAUAGGAUGGCGCCUCUAACUGCAAUGCUUCUCGUACGAUUACCAAAUUCUUUAUUGUUAAACGUUGGGAGAAAGGCGACCUCCAUUGGCUUUGCAAGAUCGUUAAAAGUUGUGCAUGGCGAUCUAGAUAAACUACCCUCACAAAUCAAGAGCUUUAUCCUUGAGAAAGAGAAGUUAUGUUUACCCGAUGAAAUCCACAUCUGCGAUGGAAGCGAGAAUGAAAACAAAAGUCUUUUGACGCAGAUGCAGAAAGAUGGAGAAAUUAAACCUUUACCUAAAUAUGAUAACUGUUGGUACGCUCGUACUGAUCCAAAAGAUGUCGCUCGUGUUGAGAGCAAGACCGUCAUAACCACACCCACAGAACGCGAAACAAUUCCCAAACCUCGCCCAGGGGUGAAAGGAACACUUGGCCACUGGAUGUCACCAGAUGACCUCGAAACCGCCAUCGGUGAUCGAUUCCCGGGGUGCAUGAAAGGUCGCACAAUGUACGUGAUCCCAUUCAGUAUGGGACCAGUAGGUGGCAGUAUUUCAAAAUACGGAGUUCAACUCACAGACUCCCGUUAUGUAGUAGCAAGCAUGAGGGUGAUGACACGUAUCACACCCAAAGUAUUUGAUCUGAUUGGUGAAGAUACUUUCGUUAAGUGUUUGCAUUCAGUUGGAUGCCCAUUACCCCUUAAAGCACCCCUUGUAAACAACUGGCCAUGCGACCCAAGUCGUGUCCUUGUGACCCACAACCCCGCUAAGACCGAGAUCGUAUCAUACGGGAGCGGUUACGGGGGAAACUCAUUGUUGGGGAAGAAAUGUUUUGCGCUUCGUAUCGGCUCGACGAUCGCGCAUAGGGAAGGAUGGCUGGCCGAGCAUAUGCUGAUCCUCGGAAUCACGAGCCCUAGUGGCGAAAAGAAAUACAUUGCGGCCGCUUUCCCAAGUGCUUGUGGAAAAACCAACCUCGCCAUGAUGGAACCUACUUUACCAGGGUGGAAGGUGGAGUGCGUGGGCGACGACAUCGCUUGGAUGAAGUUCGACACCGAAGGGCGCUUGAGAGCCAUUAACCCCGAAAAUGGAUUCUUUGGCGUGGCACCAGGAACCUCUAUGAAGACCAACCCUAAUGCAUUGAAGACAUGCAUGUCGAAUACAGUUUUCACGAACGUCGCGGAGACAUCGGAUGGUGGUGUUUACUGGGAGGGAAUGGAUGAGACGCCACCUAAUGGAACCGUUACCUCGUGGUUAAACGAACCGUGGACCACAGAAAGCACGAAACCCGCAGCUCACCCAAACUCCAGGUUUUGUUGCCCAGCAAGCCAAUGUCCAACCAUAGACCCUAACUGGGAGUCCCAUGAUGGCGUUCCUAUUGAUGCCAUUAUAUUUGGUGGGAGGCGACCAAAAGGUGUCCCUCUAGUGUAUGAAUCAUUCAACUGGCAACAUGGCGUUUUUAUCGGAGCUGCGAUGAGGUCUGAGUCCACUGCUGCUGCUGAGCAUAAAGGUAAAGCAAUCAUGCACGACCCAUUUGCGAUGCGACCUUUCUUCGGUUACAAUUUUGGGCAUUAUCUUCAACAUUGGUUAAAUAUGGAUCAAGCUGGAAGGAAUAUGCCCAAGAUAUUCCAUGUCAAUUGGUUCAGAAAGGGCGAGGACAACAAGUUUAUGUGGCCAGGAUUCGGCGAAAACUCCCGAGUUCUUGAAUGGAUCUUUAAGCGUACGAGUUCGGAGGGAAAUAACCUGGUCCGGGAAUCUCCCAUCGGGUAUCUCCCCACCCCUGAUGCCAUCAACACCUCGGGACUUGGUGAGGUUGAUAUGAAUGGUUUGUUCUCCAUCCCCAAGGACUUCUGGUUGGAUGAAACUGAAGCCAUCCGCAAAUAUUUUGAUGACCAAGUAAACGACGACCUACCACCAAAAGUCGCCCAAGAGCUCAGUGAUUUAAAAAGUCGGGUGCAAAAAAUUUAAAAACAACAUUUUUUCUACCAUUGUAUUUUUCGCUUCUUAUUGUUUUGUCAUAAAUGGUCAUUGUCACAAUUUUGUUAUUUUGCCGUGAUGUCACAAUCCGAUAUCAUGUGAUGUCACAAUUGUUUCUCGUUUUAGAGAGAAAAGAAAUUGUUCGUACAAAAAAGUUUUUUCGCGAUACAUUUUUGAUUGAGGGGAGCUGCUGUUGAUAAUUUUACCUUGUGUGACCACACACUCACCUUGUGUGACAUCAUAUUUAGUAUUCAUAGAAGUGAAAGAGUGUGUUGUAUAAGAUGGGCAUUCCCCCGUUAUGAUACUGUGUUUGUCUAUAGGAAAAUUAGAUGAAGUUUUAAAAAAGUCAUUCUGAGAUUUAUUUAAAUUUGUAUUUUAUGAAUAUUUAAAGCAAUUAAACCUUGAUCAUAAUAAAGCUUUGUCAUUGGGUUGGGCGACUAUUCAGGGUAUGCAAGCGGACAGUUGUUCCCCUGACUUGAAAGGAUAAGUUACAUUAAUAAGGUAUAAUUUGUUAAAUUUUUUUUCAUGGUUACGUGGCACUUUGUUCUUCCAGUACUAUUAGUAACUUGUCUCUAGCUAAUGUUUGUUACUAUGUUUAGAAUAUAUGAACAUAUUUGCAUGGCAUUUGAGCAGCUUUUGUUAAUCUACGAUUCUGAAGCUUUGAAUCCUUCAACAUCGCAAGCAUUUAUUUCAGUUGUUUAGUUGGAAUUUAAAUAUCUGUAAAAAAUAUAUUAAUAAAAUUCUAUUAAAAUUCA
Molecule: messenger RNA, 3217 nt
Organism: Ciona intestinalis (vase tunicate)
Lineage: Eukaryota; Metazoa; Chordata; Ascidiacea; Phlebobranchia; Cionidae
Source: RefSeq, a predicted model, not a curated record